Molecule: messenger RNA, 6073 nt
Organism: Eublepharis macularius
Lineage: Eukaryota; Metazoa; Chordata; Lepidosauria; Squamata; Eublepharidae
Product: L-amino-acid oxidase-like
Exons: 7
Coding region: 3724-5274 (516 amino acids)
Biological process (GO): amino acid catabolic process
Molecular function (GO): L-amino-acid oxidase activity; polyamine oxidase activity
Source: RefSeq, a predicted model, not a curated record
UUAUCUCAGGGCAGUGCCAUGGGAAGGGUGAGGGGCUUAUUUAUUUAUUUAUAUUCCACCUUUCUCACUGAGACUCAAGGUAGAUUACAUAAUGUGAGAUUAGUACAAUCUAUAGCAAGGACGUUUCCAUGCAGUAUCAAGAACAUUUCCAUAUAGUGUCGAGGACAUUUCCAUAAGUAAUGUCAUAGGAUAAAUAAAUACAAGUUUACAAAGACAUAGUGUUAGCAAGGAUCCAAUACGAAGUUGAAGAAUUUCUGAAACAGAAUGUAAUCAAUUCUAGGACUAACGUUAGACAACAUGAAGCACAGGUAGGAUAUAGGAGUAUGUGUUUAAAGCAACAGAUAUUAUGUAAGGCAACAUAGUGGUGAAGUCUAAGGUCCCUAACUCAUUAGUGAAGCAUCUAAGACCCCCUCCUUACAAUACCACCCCCCUAUCUGAGUAAAAAGCCUUUUUGAAUAAUUUGGUUUUGCAUUGUUUGCAGAAAGUCAGGAGAGCAGGGGUUCUCCUGGCCUCCUCAGGCAGGCCAUUCCACAGGGUAGGGGCCACCACAGAGAAAGCCUGUGUACAGGCUGCUGUUGAUUUUGCCCACGGGCAAACUGGCACCUGCAGGAGACCCAUUUUGGAUGAGCAAAGCUGCCGUGGAGGGACAUAGGGAGGGAGGCAAUCCCAUAGGUAUACUGAGCCAAGGCCAUGAAGAGCUUUGUAUGCAAUAACCAAUACCUUGAAUUGAGCACGGUAACUGAUAGGUAGCCAGUGGAGUGACUGACCUUCCUUGCCUUCCCACCACAGUCUUGAUCCAAAUCAAGCCCUCAAUUGCUUGUAUUUUCAAAGGGGAAAAGGUACCUGGGAACUCCAUUUAGGGAAUUUGUUGCUUCACAAGAAGUUGGGCCCUGAGUUUAGCACAGACCAACUUCAGCUUCAUAUAUAAAAAUGCCCUGUUUGGCACUAUGAAUGUCUGUGAACAAAAAAUAUCCGUCCUUCGAGCCGGAAUCGAACCAGCGACCUAAGGAUGACUUUAGUAGCUUCCUACAGUCCUCCGCUCUACCAGCUGAGCUAUCGAAGGGAUAGAGCUUCUAUGCCACACUGCGCUUUGUAAUUUGGGGUGUAACACCUACAGGGCAUGGUGCUGGCUUAAAGACUGGAGUGUCUUCUUUGAUGUUCUUCCUCCACCCUCUUGUAUCAUAGCCAGCAGAUUUAAAGGCUUGGUGAGUUUGCUUAAGAAGUAUGUAGAUAAGGAUGAUCUGGUAUAGGGGACUCUUAAAAAUGCUUUUAUUGCCUGUCAGCCUCUUCUGAUGCUUUUGCCUGAUAAUUGGAUAGAAAUGGUUUAAAUCAAAAAAUAAAUGUUUUUUAUUACCCCCUUUUCUGUAUUGUGACUCACUGGCUGGGCUGUUUCUGAAUCCUUUAUUAUAUGUUUCAGACUAAGGGUCAAGCUACACAUCAUAGUUUUUACCAUGUAGUAUCUGCGUUCCCUUGACCACUGUGUGGCUGUUCGUGUAGAUUAUCAGUACACCUUCAGCCCCAAGGGUCAAAUUGGGAAAACAGGUGCAGGGGAUGCAAAUGUCACUUCUUAUUUGAUGCCAUGGUCCCAAUCUAAAUCAGGGCCUCCCAAGAUUGAGACACAAGUUCCCUCGCACCUGAUAUGUGACUGAGUCAAAGUCAGGUCAGGGGGACCCAGACCUGACACAUUAAAAAUAUAGUGUGGUCUUAAGCUUUCACAAGCUGAGGAACAGGGGAACAGUAGCGAGCUGAGCUGUGCUUUGGUUUCUGUACUCUUGAGUCAUUUUGUUUCUGCACUGGUUUGGUCCAAAGUAUGAUAAGAGUUCCUUUUCCAUGGAGUUUUGUGCAAACAUGGCUUUAGUGCAAAGAUCAGAUUAAGAUUUUCUUUAGGUUUGCCAACAUGGGUAUUCUAUGCACUUGGCUGAGAUUAAAUAUUAACCUCCCAUUUCACCAGCCAGUUUGUGAACUGAGGGCUGGUUUUAUGGUCACAGCAUGGAAUGGGAGGAAUUUCCUUGUAUCUUCACUGAUGUCAUGGGCAUUAGCUUUUGGAGAGUCAGGGCAUUUGCACAACUACAUUCUGGGCAUGACCUGCAAUCGCAAGCUGUUUGCUAACAGGGAGCCAAAUCAGAAAUGCGUGAUCUGUUGAGGAGCUGAAAAAUCAAUUUGCAUGUUUCAGUCAAACAUUAAUUAAUAUAAUUAGUUCAACAUGGAUGCAACAGGCACUUGCAUUUGUGCUGCUCUUGUUCUAUAGAAAGCGUGAUUGUGAAAUUGUUGGCUUGAAACACAAAAAACUUGUUUCAGCCUUGAAAUUAAGGACAGAUUCACAUUAGGGUAGUCACCAAGUUUUGCAGCCUCUCUGUUUUGCCUUAAAAUUCCCUCUUAAAAUUUUGUUUCUUCCUAGUGCCAAUUGGACUGAGUCUUUGCAGUAUUUUCUGUUUCCAGUUGUCAUCCCUACCCUGAAUAUAUGUAAUUUUAAACAUUAUGGGGGUGUACCAAAGUCAUAGGUUGCCUGGAGCACCAACAAACCUUUCUACUGGCCCUGCAUCAUAUUGAGAUACGAUUAAAUUCCAGAGCUGACAUCUUUUUCCUCACCUAGGACUGAUAGGUGCAUAGCUAAUGUAGUGUCAAGUGAUAGUAUCUUCAGUUCUUUCUGGCCUCUGACAGGACUAAAACCAUUCAAGCCUGAUAAAGAAUAUCUUUGGAUCCUGAGAAAGAAGAUGUUCGGAAUAUCAUACCAUUCUCCUUUACAAUUGGCUCCCCCAAACUCCCACCCCCCCCCCCUGAAAUCCUUUAAUUGCCCAAAGAAGGACCAGCUUGCAGUAGUUUGUUUGUUGCAGUGCAGCUCCUCGGGGCAUGAUCCAACAGGCAGUAACUGGGCAUCACAGGCAGGCAGACCCCCCCCUACUCCCCCCGCCCAAUAUUCCUCAUCUCUACUGUCUUCUUCAAGGUGCCCAAGGCCACUCAGCCAUCCAGUAAUAAUCCCUUCGUGAAUAUAAUUCUGCAAAGUCAGGCAAAAAACCCGUCAAGUUCACCUAGCUUUUAUAACUGUCCCCAGACUAGAUGUUUGAAGGAGUAUGUGGAAGCAUGAAUUGAAAAGCCAGUUCCAUGCUAUAUAGACUUCACUAAUUUGUUAAAAGGUACACACACAAAACACAGCUUUAUACUAAGCCGGAGAAUUGGUCUAUCAAGAGAAUUGGCCUAUCAAGGUCAGUAUUGUCUCUUUUGUCUAGCAGCAGCUCUUUCUCAUCAUAUACCAAGGAAUUGAACCUGAGAUCUUCUGCAUGCAAAGCAGAUGCUCUACCACUGAAGCACACCCCCUUCUGUGAGCUAGCUUCUUAAAAAAGAACAGUAGCUUCUUAAAAAGAACAAUAGUCCUUUUAUAGCUCAGAUGGUAAAAUGGAGUAGAAUGCCAGUAACGUAUCCUUUUGCCAAAUGGUAGAAAAGUCCAUGGGCAGCUUUUAUGGAGUCUGUUCCCUUGUGAGAAGAGGGCAUUUGGAAUCAAUGUUUUCUGUAGUGGCUAGAAUCUUGCAUUGGGAAGAGCCAGGUUCAGAUCUCAACUUUGUCAUAAGCCUUGCUGGGUGACCUUGUGUCAAUCAUACUCUCAUCCUCACCUCACAGGGUUGCUGGAAGAUUAAAAAGACAGAAAGGAGAACCAUACAUGUCCCCUGAACUCCUUGGACAAAGGGAAAGACAAGCAUUGAUAGAGUGCUUCUGGGCCUGGCUGUUAUGCCAACUACGCAGAGCUUCUUGAGUCCCUUGGAGAGAUGCUUCGAAGACCCAGAAUACAACAGUCUGCUGGAGAUUGCAAAGAACGGUUUGGGCAAAGCUGAGAAACCAAAACGGAUUGUCAUUGUGGGAGCUGGAAUCACUGGCCUUGUAGCUGGGAAAGAACUGCUGGAUGCUGGCCAUCAGGUGACCAUUUUGGAAGCUAGCAAUCGUGUGGGAGGCCGAAUGGAAACUUAUCGGGAUCCAGCGGGUGACUGGUAUGUGGAUUUGGGCCCUAGGCGUUUGCCUUACAGUCACAGAAUUGUCCGGGAAUAUGUAAAAAACUAUGACUUGAAAUUGAACUAUUAUUCUGAGGGCAAUGGCAAUGCCUGGUAUGCGGUGAACAACAUCCGAGCCCGGGUCAAAGAUGCAGAGAAGAACCCGGACAUUCUGGGGUACCAUCUGGAUCCUUCAGAACAAGGGAAGUCUGCUGUGGAAUUAUACUAUGAAGCUUUAAAACCAAUAGAAGAGGACUUAGAGAGAUCAAACUGUAGCAAUGUGCUAGAAAAAUAUGACACCUUUUCCCUCAAGGCCUAUUUGAUUGAAAAGGGGAACCUAAGUCAUGCAGCAGUGCAAAUGAUUGGAGACUUGCUUAACCUGAGUGCAGAGUUUUCUCGUAGUUUCAUUGAAUUCCUCCGGGAGAUUUUUCUGUUUACUCGGGAAAAGAGGUUUGAUGAGAUUGCUGGGGGCUUUGAUAUGUUACCCGGUGCCAUACACCAGUCCCUUCCAACUGCUUCCGUUAUGCUCAAUAGCACUGUGGUGGAGAUCCUGAGGAAAGGAGACAUGGUUAUGGUGCUCUACCAUCCUUCUGGUUCCUCAGGCCCAGCAGGCAUUGUUCUGGCUGACUAUGUCAUUAUAACCUCCACAGCAGAGGCCACCCGCCUCAUUUACUUCCACCCAUCCCUCUCACCGGCUAAGGUCCAGGCCCUGCGGUCACUGCAUUCCACAGGGGCCACCAAAGUGGCACUGGCCUGUACUAAGAAGUUCUGGGAAGAAAAAGGAGAAGAGAUUUAUGGUGGCACUUCCAUCAGUGACCUCCCCUCCCGGAUCACCACCUACCCCAACCACAACUUCUCCAAGGGCCUAGGGGUCAUCCUGGGCUCUCAGACAUAUGGGGAUGACUCUGAGAUUUUUGCAGCCCUGAGCCCCCUAAAAAUCAUUGAAGUGGUCCUGAGGAAUUUGGCUGCCAUCCACCAGCGCCCUUUGCAGGAGCUGCAACAUCUUUGCAGCCGGUGGGUGGUCAAGAAGUGGAAGCAGGAUCCCCAUGCGAUGGGGGCUUUCACCCUCUUCAGGCCCUACCAACUGAGUGAACAUGCCGAGGCCUUGGCCAUUAAUGAGGGAAGGAUCUAUUUUGCUGGGGAGCACACGGCGUUGCCGCAUGGAUGGAUUGAUACUGCAAUUAAAUCUGCUUUGAAGGUAGCCCGGGAUAUCCAUCAGGAUGGAGGGACACAGGACUGUGUUCAUGUCAGAGACAACAGAUCGUGGGAAUUAGAAUGUCAUAAAUCUCCUUGAUCAUUUGCAAGGAUACAUUCAACUUUCCUUCCUUGAACUGACCAAAUAAAUGUGAACUUGCGCAGUUCAUACAGCAGCAUUUCAAAACCAGGUUCCUGUGUGGACCAGACGGACUAGCCUAGCUGAGUCCUUGACAAAUUUUCUUUGGUUCUAGGAGCCAGCGCCAAAAUUUAGGAGCCAAAUCCAUGUUUCAAUCUUCAGGUUUUAUAUUUUAAUAACUAUAUUUCUAAUUAUUUCUUCCAUAACACCUAACUUCACAGUUUUUCAUAAUUUUACUAAAGCGAUGACAAAAGAGUUGUAGUAUAUAAGUAAGCCCUGGUCUAGACAGUUGGGCAGCCACAGAGUGAAAAGACUGCUGUUAGAGGGGGAGCAGCCAAUCUGUUAGUCCCAACAAAAUGAACUCAGUUUUUCAAAACCCUCAACCAAAAUGCUCGAUGCGCUCAUGUUAUUAGCCACUGUUUCCAACAGAGGGAGUAUUUUCCUUGUCUCCUUGAAUGGAUUUGAGAAAUCUGCUGUCUUUUAGACUCCAGCCUGUAAAAUGGGCAUGAUAGUUACCUGCUCAUAGAAUAGAGUUUAAAGGGUUCAAUGAGUAAAUUUAGCCCAAUGAUCUUGAAAGAACUUUCCUCCCUUUUUGGUGUUUUACUGGGUCCAAUAAUGUGUUUUAUAUUUUUAUAACACUGAAUACAAAAAGCCGGGAAUCCACCAGUUAACCAAAUCUUACUAUUUAAAUAUAGGUGCAAAGUGCAAGUGCAAACAGUGUAAACAGUGUACAAUAGCAAUAAAUGAAUAUAAAUAUGAA